Molecule: messenger RNA, 6095 nt
Organism: Myxocyprinus asiaticus (Chinese sucker)
Lineage: Eukaryota; Metazoa; Chordata; Actinopteri; Cypriniformes; Catostomidae
Product: proprotein convertase subtilisin/kexin type 5-like
Exons: 37
Coding region: 353-5944 (1863 amino acids)
Biological process (GO): peptide hormone processing
Cellular component (GO): trans-Golgi network; Golgi membrane
Molecular function (GO): serine-type endopeptidase activity
Source: RefSeq, a predicted model, not a curated record
UGUCUCUGUAGUUAUUUGAAGGAGGCGCUAUAGCCAUAUCUCCACUUUACAAAAAAACGGGAGAAGUAACGGGGCACUGUCUUGAGAGAACAAAUCAAGCCCAAGCUGUGCAAACAGACUCUUCUCUCAGUCUCUCCGCGGCGUCGGAGUGAGUGCGGCCGAUGCACGGCAGGCUGAAGCGUUUGGAGGCUCGUGUCCAGUUGAAAUCCUCCGCUCACCCCCUCUCUCGAGUAUAUGUGGAGCUCAAGCGACACUUCUAUGAGAAUCCCCACUGAACGGCGAGACGAAGUUUGCUUGUUUUCUUAAACCGGGGGUGCUGGGGCGAGUAGAGGCGAGAGAGAGAGGGUGAAAGAUGGUUUUGAACAGCCUCUCGUGCGUCUUGGCUUGGCUCUGCUUGGCUUGUAUCUCGUCUUCUCCGUGCAAAGCUCGGAUUUACACCAACCACUGGGCUGUUCGGAUACCCGGCGGACCCGAGCAAGCUGAACAGAUCGCCAGUAAAUAUGGAUAUAGAAACCUGGGCCAGAUUGGUGAUCUGAAGGACUACUACCAUUUCUUCCACAGCCGUACGAUAAAAAGGUCGACGCUUUCCAGCAGAGGCACACACAGCUUCAUCUCCAUGGAGCCAAAGGUGGAGUGGGUCCAACAACAGGUAGUGAAGAGGAGAACAAAGCGAGAUUAUAAACCCUCAUAUCCUGGUCCAGUACAGUCCAGUAUGGCCCAAUCCAACUCCAUUUACUUCAAUGAUGCUAAAUGGAGCAGUAUGUGGUACAUACACUGUAAUGAUAACAUCCAUAACUGUCAGUCUGACAUGAAUAUCGUUGGUGCGUGGAAGAGAGGCUACACGGGUAAGGAUGUAGUGGUCACUAUUUUGGAUGAUGGGAUCGAGAGAAAUCACCCAGACCUCAUACAGAACUAUGAUAAUGAGGCCAGUUAUGAUGUGAACGGUAACGACAUGGAUCCCAUGCCCAGAUACGAUGCCAGUAAUGAGAACAAGCAUGGCACGAGAUGUGCUGGUGAAGUGGCAGCGUCCGCCAACAACUCUCACUGCACAGUGGGCAUCGCUUACAAUGCCAAGAUUGGGGGUGUCCGCAUGUUGGAUGGAGAUGUGACGGACAUGGUAGAGGCCAAAUCACUUAGUUUACAUCCUCAGCAUAUAGAUAUUUACAGUGCCAGCUGGGGCCCAGAUGAUGAUGGCAAAACUGUAGAUGGGCCCGCUUCCCUCGCCAGACAGGCUUUUGAAAACGGCAUCAGGCAGGGCAGGAAGGGGCGUGGCUCAAUCUUUGUGUGGGCAUCAGGAAACGGUGGACGGAGUCGUGAUCACUGUUCGUGCGAUGGCUACACCAACAGCAUCUACACCAUCUCCAUCAGCAGCACGGCAGAGAGCGGCCGCAAGCCCUGGUAUCUGGAAGAAUGUUCCUCCACCCUCACCACCACCUACAGCAGUGGAGAGAACUACGACCGCAAAAUCAUCACAACAGAUUUGCGGCAGCGUUGCACAGACAGUCACACUGGAACAUCAGCUUCAGCUCCGAUGGCAGCAGGGAUCAUCGCUCUUGCUCUGGAGGCAAAUCCUUUCCUGACGUGGAGAGAUGUGCAACACAUUAUUGUGAAGACAUCUCGUGCUGGUCAUCUCAUUGCCCCUGACUGGAAAACCAAUGCAGCUGGUUAUAAUGUUAGUCACCUGUAUGGCUUUGGGCUAAUGGACGCAGAGGCCAUGGUGAAAGAAGCAGAGCACUGGAAACAGGUUCCUUCUCAGCACAUAUGUGUCGAGAAUGCAGAUAAACAAAUCAGAACCAUCCGUCCAGAGCACGUUGUUCGGUCCGUAUACAAGGCAACAGGCUGCACGGAUAAUGCGAACCAUCAUGUUAUUUAUUUGGAGCACGUGGUUGUACGUAUAACAAUUACGCACCCACGAAGAGGAGACCUGUCAAUCAACCUAACCUCACCGUCAGGGACAAAGUCACAGCUGCUCGCGAACAGGCUGUUCGAUCACUCAAUGGAGGGCUUUAAGAACUGGGAGUUCAUGACCACUCAUUGCUGGGGAGAGAAAGCCACUGGAGACUGGAUACUAGAAAUCUAUGACUCUCCCUCCCAACUCAGGAGCCAGAAAGCUCCAGGCAAGCUGAAAGAGUGGUCACUGGUGCUUUAUGGCACCUCCGUGCACCCCUACUCGUUCCGCAGUGACAAGCCUCGCUCAUUGGCCGAGCCUCAGCCUGAGGAUGAGUAUAGUGAGGAGUAUGGUGGCCCCUGCCACCCAGAGUGUGGUGAGAAUGGCUGUGAGGGCCCCGGACCCCAGCAGUGCAUCACUUGUCUGCACUACUUCCUCAAGUUCAAGAACAACACCAGGACGUGUGUGCCUGAGUGUCCGUCUGGGUUUUUCCGGGACGAUAAGAAGCGCUGUAAGAAGUGCUCUACGCUAUGCGAGUCUUGUGUUGGCAGCCGUAGCGAUCAGUGUUCCACCUGCCGGUCGGGGCUGUACCUGCUGGAGGGAGCCAACACCUGCAUAAGCUCCUGUCCUGAUGGAUUCUACCUGGACCGGGACUACAGCAUGUACCGGAAAUGCAGCGAGAACUGUAAGAAAUGCACCUCGGCCAACAUCUGCACAGAAUGCAAGACUGGGCUCAGUCUACAGGGGAAUAAGUGCCAGUUGAGCUGUGAACCUGGGACCUAUUACAAUGGGCACAGACGGGCAUGUGAGAAGUGCCACACGACUUGUGCCACUUGUGCAGGAACUGGGAUGGAAGCAUGUAAUGAGUGCGCUUCUGGCUAUUACUUUGAGGAGUGGCGCUGCGUCUCCAGCUGCAAUGUGGGAUACUACUUGGCGGAGCAAACAACAGACAACGGAGAUGUCCACAAAUCCUGUCAAAAGUGUGAUCCUACCUGCUACGUCUGCACAGGGGCCGGGGAGAGGAACUGUAGCACAUGUGUUAGCGGAUAUAACCUGGAAAACGGUGUGUGUGUCGUCAGCACCAUAUGUAAAGAUGGGGAGUAUUUAAGCAGACAUGGGAAAUGUGAACUUUGUAACGCAAACUGUUACAAGUGCACUGGACCUGAGAGUGAAGACUGCAUCAGCUGCUCAUCCACCAGGUAUCUUGAUGAUGGGAGUUGUAUGAUCCGAUGUAAUGCAGGGAAAUAUGAGAGGGAUGGACAGUGCCAUCGCUGCCAUCACACAUGUCAAGAGUGUGAGGAUGAGGGACCUGAAAAAUGUACCCGCUGUAGCAAAGAUAAGUUUGGAGUGGAGCGGUACCUCUUUGAAGGGGAGUGUCGUGAUAGCUGUCUAAAGGGUUAUUACCAUUCCUCGAAGGGAACAUGUGAUCCCUGCCCUCCGUAUUGCUCUGUGUGUACUUCGCCAGGCUACUGUCUCUACUGCACCCCCUCCUACUACCCCAAAGAUGGGAAGUGUGCCAAACUGGAGUGUGGAGUGGGUGAGGUAGCCGACCAAGAUCAUGAGGACUGUAUUACCUGUGAGGAAGGCUGUCAGAAAUGCCUCGCUGUGAAUCCAGAGCACUGCAUGUCUUGUUUACCGGACUAUUACCAACUGGGAUCGAGCUGUCGCAAAACCUGCCCUGAGAAAACAUUCGAGGACAAGAUUUCAAUGAGGUGUGCUCGAUGCGAUGAUCAUUGCGAGACCUGCGAUGCCUCUGAAUGUUACCUGUGUGAGGAAGGCUUCUUCCUGUCAGAUGGUACAUGUGUAGAAACUUGUAAGGAGGGUUUCUAUGGCGACAUGAGACAGGAGUGUGAGCCGUGUCACCACAUGUGCCGGUCGUGCGGUGGUCCGAAUUAUGAUGACUGUGAUUCGUGUGAAGAAGAGAUGUAUCUGGAUAAGGGCCAGUGUGUCAGCAAAAGUAGCAUCACAUGUCCUGAUGGAAACUUCCUAAACAGUCAGAGUGAGUGUGAGAAGUGUCAUUCCUCCUGUCAGUCAUGCUCAGGGUAUGAGAAAAACCAGUGUAUCUCUUGUGAGAAAGGCAUGUUUCUGACCAACAGCCAGAUGUGUGUGUCUGUGUGUCCGCCUGAGACUUAUGGGGACCAGACGAGUGGGCACUGUGAGGAUUGUUUUUCGGGCUGUUCGAAGUGUCAGGAUGCCCAUCACUGUCUGAAAUGCAAAUUUGGUUUUGGUGAACUCUACCUGCAGGAGGGCAAAUGUGUCGCUGAGUGUAAAAGGGGUUACCCAGAGGAUGGUGUUUGUCACAGCUGUGCCAAAGAAUGUGCUUCAUGUGAGGGGAAAGCCAAUUACUGUCUGAGCUGUGAGGAAGAGUACCUGUAUCUCAAAAACACCUGUGUGCUCCACUGCCCUUCCCGUCACUUUAUUAAGGAUGGAGUGUGUGAACGUUGUCCAGCUGGCUGUACUGAGUGUGACCAAACUGGCAAAUGCAGCAAAUGUGCAGAGUACUACUUCCUGCAUAAGGAUUCCUGCAAGGAUGACUGUCCUAUGGGGUACUUCACGAAUGUACAGCAGAAACUGUGUGAGCCUUGUCACAGAGAUUGUGCAGCAUGUGAUGGACCUGACCAGGAUGACUGCAUCUCCUGCAGUGAUUCCAGAGCUGUACGUCACAAUGGACAGUGCUUAAAUAACUGCCCGUCAGACAAAUAUCUGGACGGAACAGAGUGCCGAGACUGUGACAGGUCCUGCCUGACGUGUUCAGGCCCCCACCCGUCCUCAUGCCUCAGCUGCUGGCCAAACAUGAGGAUAAACGUUAACGGUCACUGCGAGUACUUCAGUGACUGCUCUCUGCGCUCAUUCACUGAUAAGGAUGGACAGUGCAAGUCUUGCCACCGGAGCUGCUUUCGCUGUUCAGGCGCGAGCAAAGACCAAUGCCUUAGCUGCGUCUCAAAACGCUUUCUACUCAAUAAUACGUGUGUUACCAAGUGUCCAGAUGGUUACUAUGUAAAUAAGGACAAGCAGGAGUGUGUUCAGUGCCAUGUGAACUGUGCGUCAUGCAGUGGGCAUCACAGUAAUGACUGUCUAACCUGUAAACCAGGCCUGCUGUUGCUUGGACACAGCUGUUUUCCCUCCUGUCCAGCAAGUUUCUUUGUAAAUGCUAACUAUGAAUGUGAGGCGUGUGACCAUACUUGUGAGGAAUGCACAGAAAGCAGCAGCUUCUGUGUCAGUUGUAGAGACGGAUACUUCCUGUUGAGAAAGUCUGGCAACUGUCUGCAUACAUGCCCAUCAAACUACUUUCCUGAUACUUUGGACGGAGAGUGCAGACGAUGCCACCCCACAUGUGAAACCUGCUCUGGCAAUGGUGCGCUCUCCUGUACUUCAUGUUACAAGGGGUUUGCAAUGUUUGCAGGAAUCUGCUCAUCUACAUGUCUAAGUGGACAAUAUCCCGUCCCCUUGAAAACCAUGGAUACCACAUGUGCGAAAUGUGACCCAUCCUGCAUUGAAUGUAAAGGCCCUGGGUCUUACAACUGCACCAGGUGCCCUGCUCUACAGCGCCUCUCAGAGGAUGGGAGGUGUCUUCCUUGCUGUGGAGAUAAUGUGGAUUCCUCAAGAUUCCCCUGGGAAUGCUGCCAUUGCCAUGAACUGAAUGAUGAAUGCAUUGUCGGGCUGAACUACAAGCUCCUCAGCAAAGAUCCGGUGCCUUCAGGUCAUCCCGGCCUUGUUGUGUUCACAGUCAUUUUUGUGCUGGUGAGCUUGUGGCUUGUCAUUUUUCUUUUCCUGCAUUUUCGAACGAGGAUCACCUCAAAGCCCAUCUUCAAAUCAAACGGAUAUGCCAAAAUCGCUGAUGGCCCCUUUACCUCUGCAACCCUCAAAGACAGCAUACAGACGGAGUACUGUGAUAAAGAUGAAGGCCAAGAGGAUGAGGAAGAGGAAGAUGAUAUUGUUUACAUGGGGAGGGACGGGAUAGUGUAUCGGAAGUUUAAAUACAGCCUGUUGGAUGGGGAGGAGGAAGAGGAGGAGGUGGAGCUAGAGUAUUAUGACGAGAUGUACACCCUCACCUAAAAUAUACUGUUGGAAUGUAUGAGUGCUCUUUAGCAGAAAGCAUGUUUAUUUGCUUUGUGCAUAUCAAUACAUUCAGAAAGUGAGGAAUAAAGGGUUUAUUGACUUUUGGCCAUUUGAUGUGUGCCAAACUUUAGAGUCAACAUGAAAUGCC